Molecule: messenger RNA, 489 nt
Organism: Colletotrichum graminicola M1.001
Lineage: Eukaryota; Fungi; Ascomycota; Sordariomycetes; Glomerellales; Glomerellaceae
Exons: 1
Coding region: 1-489 (162 amino acids)
Source: RefSeq, a predicted model, not a curated record
AUGUUCAAUUGGUACGAGUCGACUUGCUGUAGCCCCGAUGUCGUCUUCCUCGACGGUCUCAACGUCCCCUAUUGUCAAUCUUGCGGAGAAAUUGCUGCUGUGGACAAAGCUAAGAACGCGGCGCUGGAUGGAACAUUAUCCCAGCCGCCAUCAACGGCCAAUUUCGAACUCUGCUGGCCGUCUUCGCUGCCAUUUGUAGAAGAUGGCAAAGCUAAUCAGCUCGGUGUGGAAAACGAGUUGCCUACGGUGGCGACAGGCUCCUCUUCCAACACAACCGACAAAUACCAGCCUUCCUCGUUCGACUCUAUUCCGGCAAACGCUGGUGGCCUUGGAGAAGCUUCCGCCACGUCUUCGUAUGAGCCCCUUUUUGCACGAAGGAUUCGCAUACUUCGACUGUUUCCUGGGGCGUACGGUGACCCUAUAAGGGGUGAGCUACGCACCAUGGAUUUGGCAUACAAGCCAGAGUAUGAGGCCCUGUCAUACACCUGA